ACCUUUUUGAUGUACCAAGAACCACUAUGGCAACGAUGCAAAAUCCAUGUCCUAUAGCACAGCCAUCAAAUUGUCCACCACAACUGCCUGAGCCACCUUCUCCUCUUCACUCAGAAUCAUUGCAACCACCACUGCAUCCUAUUCCUAACCCAGAAUCACCACAGCCACCAGAUCCACCUUCUCCUCUUCACUUAGAAUCUUUGCAUUCUAUUUCCAACCUAGAAUUGUCACGGCCACCAGAACCACCUUUUCCUCUUGACCCAGAGUCAUUACAGCCACCACUGCCUUCUAUUCCCAACAUAGAAUCACCGCAGCUGCCACCACGACCACCAAGUUCCAUGAGAGAUGACCUGGAAUCCCAACAAGUUCAUUCAUAUGUUGCUCAGCAGAACCUGCAGUGGCAAAAUGCCAUACUUGCAUUUUGCUUUACAUCUGCAAUACAAAUAUCUCUCCAGUUUGCAAAAUCCCAAUCCAAACCACCCCUUCCCUUCAGUUUGGUUUCUUUUGCAAUCUUGCUUACAUUUGCCCUUAUCUCGAUUGCAAAGAUGAUCAGCAGGGAGCUUACCAAGGUAUCACAAGUGUUGGAGAAUGUCGCAUUUCUCAUUGCUACAGCUACAUUCUGCUACACCACCACAAUUCCCUUCUCCGUUGGCUUCAAGUGUGUUGUCUGGUCUAUCUUCACCAUUUCCUUGCUUAUUCUUGUCAUUUACAAGUGCUUCUGUUAUAUUGUUGCAUAACAUUUAUGGCAUGUAAAUUAAAAAGGAAGAUGGCCUGGCUAGAAAUAGCAUCUCCUUUUUCCUUGUCUCUCUCUUUUGGAAUGUGUAAGAAAUAGCUUUCAAAUUG
Rubroshorea leprosula is the source of this 843-nucleotide messenger RNA. The record is from the annotation of a GenBank genome assembly. Lineage: Eukaryota; Viridiplantae; Streptophyta; Magnoliopsida; Malvales; Dipterocarpaceae.